GCAAAGAAAAGAGAAGAUUCGUUUGAUAAAAGAGGAGAAGACAUCCCUUUCUUUCCUUCAAAUAUCAAAGGUUUCAACACUAAGCAAUCUCUCUCCCUUUCUUCUUUUAAAAAGAACCCAUCACAUUAGUCCACCAAAUUCCCUCAUUCCUUGAACAAAAAAACAAAAAGGAAAACAAACCCAGUGAGGCCCAUCCAUUUUUGCUUCGAUUUUCCCUUUUGAUUUCUAGAGAAAAGGGGGAGAAUCAAUGUUGCAGCAACAGCCGAGUAGUAGGUCUUCUUUCAAGGAAUCUCUCAAAGCUCUUGAAGCUGAUAUACAGCAUGCUAAUAGCUUGGCAGCUGCUCUACCGGGGGACUUUGGUGGGAAUUGCUACCAAAUGAGAUUAUCUUAUAGCCCUUUUGCACCAUUCAUCUUGUUUUUGGUUGAAUGGAUGGAUUAUAGUUGUACAGAUACCCUUCCUAGUUACUUAGGCCUUCUCCAUAUACUCGUAUACAAGGCGUAUGUCGAUGGAGUGCCGGCUUUAUCCUCCAAAGAUAAGAAAGCAACUCUAAGGGAAUUUUAUGCUGUUAUUUACCCUUUGCUAAGGCAACUUGGCGACGAGCUUAUCGAAUCAGAAGAUAAUAACAAAGGCAGGUGCGCGGAAGUUUCGAGCCGGAAGAAAGCUGAAGAUCGAAAGAGAGUUGCUGAUAAAGAUUCGGAGAGAGACGACGAAUGCGGAAUAUGCAUGGAGAAUUGCACGAAAAUGGUGCUGCCGAAUUGUGGCCAUGCCUUAUGCAUUAGCUGCUUCCAUGAAUGGAAUGUCCGUUCGCAGUCCUGCCCUUUCUGCCGUGGCAGUUUAAAGAGAGUGAAGUCUGAAGAUCUGUGGGUUCUCACGAGUUGCAGCGACAUAAUCGACGUGCUUACCCUUGCAAAGGAGAACUUGUGGCGCCUAUACCUCUACUUCGAAAAGCUCCCUCUCGUAAUGCCCGAGACACAUUCAUAUGUGUCUGAUUACAUGAUCUGACACCACCACCACCACCAUCAGCCCAUUGUACAUACAUACAUUAUCGUAUGAGGUAGGUCCGGGUUUAUCGAUCAAAACCCUCCCGGCGGUUUGUUCAACGGCAGCUGUAUAUAGUACUUUGUUUGCUGCUUUCGUGUCCCAAGGGUUUUGGAACAAGCAAGCAGGUCAGUCUUGUGUAGAACAACCUGAAUAUUUAUGUAGAAGAUGAAUAGAUGAAAAUCUGAGAAUAAAAAGAGGGUAAUGGCAUUCAACUCAGUUUUUUUAAAAACCUGAGUGUUGUAAUGUAAAAAUAUGAAC
Molecule: messenger RNA, 1300 nt
Organism: Hibiscus syriacus
Lineage: Eukaryota; Viridiplantae; Streptophyta; Magnoliopsida; Malvales; Malvaceae
Product: E3 ubiquitin-protein ligase AIRP2-like
Exons: 5
Coding region: 248-1003 (251 amino acids)
Biological process (GO): protein ubiquitination
Molecular function (GO): ubiquitin protein ligase activity
Source: RefSeq, a predicted model, not a curated record